AAUAUGGCGGUAUCAUCACCCAGUUGACAUAGUUUAAAUUCAUUGCCGUCAGGGGUACUUGGAGACGACAGUUAAACCGACGUGUUUCUGCGUCUGAGUUUAGCUAGCCAACGUCGCCAUGACAUCGCCUACAAACGUUAUCGGGGAUUUCUAUUGGAUAAGCAGUUUCUGCUUAUCUUCAUACUGUGCUGUCUUUGUUAAUAUUCUCUUACGAUAGUCACUCACUCAUUUUGCCUGGACGCUGAGGGUGGAUGUAAACGACUACACAGAGCUAUGAAAACGGCGGGCUUCAAAAUGAGCUUAUUAGUUAUGUGGGCGUAAAAAUGUGAUAAUUAGUUAGCUUGACACUUUGUUUUUGAUGGAUUUUCGUUUCUUCCUCUUAUUCUUUUCGCGAGCAAAUGUAGCUUGCUAGCUAACGUUAGCCAGUAAGCUUAUUUUUAAUGUUUCCAGGUGACGAGCGACAAGACUCAGAUACGAUGGCAGACAGCGCUCGAGCUAAGAAUGAUCAUUCCAUAAUGGAAAGCCCACUCGUUAGCCCCUUGUUCGGGAGGGAAAAGCCUCCACAGUCCCCUGGCUCUCGCUCAAGGUACCAGGUCAGCGCACCCGGACACAGUUUUAGGAAAGUGACUCUCACCAAGCCAACGUUCUGCCACAACUGCAGUGAUUUCAUAUGGGGUCUUAACGGAUUCAUUUGUGAAGUGUGUAACUUUAUGUGCCAUGAAAAGUGCCUGAAGAUGGUGAGGACUGUGUGUUCAUGCAUGGCUCCAACACAGGUGCAGGUCCCUGUCGCCCAUUGCUUUGGUCCAGCAGGGCAGAAAAAGAGAUUCUGCUGUGUGUGUCGAAAGCAUCUGGAGGGAAACACUGCCGUUCGUUGUGAAGUUUGUGAGCUGCAUGCCCACUAUGACUGUGCUACGUUCAGUUGUGGCGACUGCCGUCUCUGUCACCAGGAUGGGAGUGAGGACUUUGCCAAGGAUACGUUCCCCCACCACUGGCGGGAGGGGAACAUUCCUUUAGGUGCACGCUGUGAGGUCUGCCGGCGCACCUGUAGCUCCUCAGACGUCCUGGCGGGGAUGCGGUGUCAGUGGUGUGGUAUUACGACACACGCUGCCUGUUAUCUCAUCGUGGCCCCAGAGUGCAGUCUGGGACGGCUACGCAACAUGCUUCUUCACCCUGCUUGUGUGCGAAUAUGCUCGAGGAACUUUAGCAAGAUGCACUGCUACCGCAUCUCUGAGAGCUACCAGAAUGAGCUGGAUAACUUGGAAGAUGCUGACAAACCUACAAAAGAGAGCCAGCUGGCAACCACACCAGAUUCAGGGAAGCAGGUUCUCAAGGUGUUUGAUGGGGAUGAUGCAGUCAAGCGUAGCCACUUCCGUUUGGUCUCCAUUCCUCGGAUAACCAAGAAUGUGGAAGUGGUGGAGUCAGCGUUGAGGGCCUUUUACAUCCCAGAUGACCACCUGGAAUAUGAGCUCCAAGACAACAGCCAGCAGGCUCUAGUCGAUGACGACGUCCUCAACCAUAACGGCACCCCCGAUAGCAAGGCCAUCUUUAAGGAGAAUGUGCCCGAGGCGUGGCUCCUAAGGGCCAAACCUCAGGAAACCGAGGUCCUCAAGAUCUAUGCCGGCUGGCUCAAGGUUAUUGUGGCAUACAUAUCCAUCUCCAAGAACAGCACUGUGGAUUCUGUCAUUAAGGAGGUCCUCACUCAACUGGGAAAACAGGAUGAAGACCCAUCAAGCUUCAAUAUUGUGGAGGUUUAUAUGGGCAGUAAGCAAGUUCAGAGACAAGUGCUGACAGGCCACGAGCUGCUGCUGGACAAACUGCAGGAGAUAAGGAAGAUCUCCCUGAGGCAGAUGAACCAGACCCGUUUCUACAUAGUGGAGAGCAGGAACAGGAUUGUGCAGGUCAACCUGCUGCUAGAGGGACUGCCUGUACAGCUGAGCAAGGAGGGAUAUGCAGACCUGCUACAGGAGCACUUAGCUAUCAAGAGUCACUUGGUCACCAUCACACAUGUUUACGGGAACCAAGGUGCAGUGGCGUUGCAGAUAUCGUGUUUCUCUGAGGCUGAGAGGAUCUACAUGUUAGCCAAAGACACGUCUGUCAGCAACCAGCAGCUCACCUCUCUUGUCCUACCAGAGAUCAUGCACAACAAGUUACCCAAAGGUGACUCUCCCCUACUGGUGUUUGUCAACCCCAAGAGCGGUGAGCUGAAGGGCAGAGAGCUCCUCUACGGUUUACGGAAGCUUCUGAACCCCCACCAAGUGUUUGACAUGACCAAUGGGGGACCAUUGUCUGGACUCCACACGUUUAGGGCGGUGCCCCGCUUCCGGGUGCUGGUGUGUGGGGGAGAUGGGACAGUGGGCUGGGUCCUGGGAGUCUUGGAGGCCAUCAGACACAAGCUGGUCUGUCCCGAGCCCCCCGUCGGCAUCGUCCCACUCGGCACAGGUAACGACCUGGCGCGGAUCCUGCGCUGGGGGGCGGGCUACAGCGGAGAGGACCCCCACCACAUCCUGGUAUCUGUGGACGAGGCGGAGGAGGUGCAGAUAGACCGUUGGACUAUUCUGCUGGAUGCACAGGAGAUCACAGAUGACGGCAAGGAGAACGGCUUCUUGGAACCACCAAAGAUAGUGCAGAUGAACAACUAUUUUGGGCUGGGCAUCGAUGCUGAAGUCAGUCUGGACUUCCACCAUGCCCGUCAAGAGGAACCUGGGAAGUUCAACAGCAGGUUUCACAACAAAGGUGUGUACCUGAAGGUGGGUCUGCAGAAGCUGAGUCACACACGGAACCUUCACAAGGUCCUCAAACUACAGGUGGACAAGCAAGACAUUGAACUGCCCAGCAUAGAAGGCCUCAUCUUCCUAAACAUCCCCAGCUGGGGCUCCGGGGCAGACCUGUGGGGAUCAGAGGGUGACUCGAGCUACGGGAAACCUCGCAUUGACGAUGGCAUGCUGGAGGUGGUGGGGGUGACUGGGGUGGUACACAUGGGCCAGGUGCAAAGUGGCAUGCGCUCUGGGAUCCGUCUCGCCCAGGGCAACUACGUGCGUAUCACAGCGACCAAGCCCAUCCCUGUGCAGGUGGAUGGAGAGCCCUGGAUCCAGGCCCCCGGACAUAUCAUCAUAUCUGCAGCAGGCCCAAAGGUGCGGAUGCUGAGGAAGUCCAAGCAGAAGAAGCAGUCAGCCCCUCUUUUAGGCUGGCAAUCUGAAAGCCCUUCGUCCAGCGAUGGGGGACAAUGAGGUCCCCCCCCCCCAACAUCUGCUCCUUGGUGUCUCCGUGAGAGCAUGAUGGUCUGUUGGCUGCUCUAAAUAGCUGUGGCCUGUGUGCCCAAUAGAUUCUCAGAUGGUUUGUGUAGUUAGCACUUAUAGCUCCUAGAGUGGUACAUUGGCAAAACAUUUAGCAGUCACUCCCAUUAUCAUCUUACUGCUUAUCAAUUUCACUGUUGUUGGGUUCGGUUUGCCCCUGUUAGGAUCCUUCAGAUUAGCUUCUUGUCUAAUUCGUUGGUUUAUUCUUUGUUUUACAGUCCAUCAGAGUUGUUAUGGCCUGGUAUUUUAUGAGCGACAUACAUGGUAACAAUUUUAUAGUGGUACUAUCUGGUACUUAUUAAAAAUGAUUCAAUAAUACAUUUUGAAACAAGUAGUAAGUACUAAGUAGAAUUUGGUACCAAGUAGUUACAAUGAAUCAAUAAGAUACCGAGAUGUACUAUAUAUAUAUAUAUAUAUAUAUAUAUAUAGUACAUCACACACAAACGUUUGUGGACACCCCUUCAAAUGAGUGGAUUUGGCUAUUUCAGCCACACCCAUUUCUGACAGGUGUAUAAAAUCGAGCACACCGCCAUGCAAUCUCCAUAGACAAACAUUGGCAGUAGAAUGGCCUUCCUGAAGAGCUCAGUGACUUUCAACGUGGCACCCUCAAAGGAUGCCACCUUUCCAACAAGUCAGUUUGUCAAAUUUCUGCCCUGCUAGAGGUUUUCCGGUCAACUGUAAGUGCUGUUAUUGUGAAGUGGAAACAUCUAGGAGCAACUGCUCAGCCGCGAACUGGUAGGCCACAGAACGGGACCGCCAGGUGCUGAGGUGUGUAGCUCGUAAAAAUCGUCUGUCCUCUGUUGCGACACUCACUACCGAGUUUCCGAACUGCCUCUGGAAGCAACGUCAGCACAAGAACUGUUCGUUGGGAGCUUCAUGAAAUGGGUUUCCAUCGCCAAGGAGCCUCACACAAGCCUAAGAUCACCAUGCGCAACGCCAAACGUCGGCUGGAGUGGAAACCCAUUGGACUCUGGAGCACUUGAACCAUGUUCUCUGGAGUGAUGAAUCACACUUCACUAUCAGGCAGUCCAACGGACUAAUCUGGGUAUGGCAGAUGCCAGGAGAACGCUACCUGCCCUAAUAAUGGUCUGGGGCUGUUUUUCAUGGUUCAGGCUAGCCCCCCAUGCACAAAGCGAGGUCCAUUUGUUGAGACAGGUGUGGAAGAACUUGACUGGCCUGCGCAGAGCCCUGACCUUUGGGAUGAAUUGGAAUGCUGACUGCGAGCCAGGCCUAAUCGCCCAACAUCAGUGCCUGACCUCACUAAUGUUCUUGUUGCUGAAUUGAAGCAUGUCCCCGCAGCAAUGUUCCAACAUCUAAUGGAAAGCCUAACAGAAGAGUGGAGGCUGUUAUAGCAGCAAAGCGGGGACCAACUCCGUAUUAAUGCCCAUGAUUUUGGAAUGAGAUGUUCGACGAGCAGGUGUCCACAUACCUUUGGUCAUGUAGUGUAUUUAUAAGAUGUAAUUACACUGCUUCCAUGUAAAAUCAAAGUUAAUACCAGACUGUAAAAUAAAGUGUAAUUGUCGCCUUUUCAAAGUUCAGACAUCGAGCUGCUUCAGAGUGUCCUCUGUGCCAAAUACUGGAUUAAAAUGUAAAAUAGUCCAGACACUUGUGCUUGGUUUUACAAAGUACUAAUGUAAAAAAAAAACUUGCUUAUCGCAAAAUUCAUACGAAAUUAGAUUAGAGGAAAAGAAAACUGACUAUACAUCUAAAACCACAGUGGCCAUUCAAUAACAAUUUUAUGAGGUUAAUGUGAGACAAUAUUUCACUUUUCAAGUGAAGGCUUACGACAGUCUGUACAGCCGCACACACAAACACACUCCCAUCUUAAUAUUCAGUCUGUAGCUAAGUACCUCAUAUUUUAGUACCUCAACCCUUCUCUGUAGCAGUUGCCCUCACUGCAGAAUGUGUUUACCAACACUUAAGGCCUCACAAAUGUAUUCCAAACAUAAGUAUCAUUGGGAGACGGGAAAGCUGAAAGCUGUAGGUAGGAAGUUUGAAAGGAAUCAUGACUUAAACGUUGCACUCCAUAUGUUGUCUUGUCUCUGUUGCUGCUCAUUUUUUAUAGUUGAUGGAAUGAAUGCAGGGAGGAGACCACUAGCCAAUCCUAAACAUGCAUUAUAAACUAGAGGCUUGUAUUGGAUUUCUCCAGUCAUUUAGUUGGCCUAGAGAUCAUGUUUCAUCCAUAGUAGAAAGUACGCCUGAGUACCUGUUCUCUUGUUGUCAGCACUUUGUCCACAUUCCUGAUGAUGUAUAAUUUACAAGAAAAUGCAAUCAUGAAAAGACUCCAUAAUAUGAAAGAUCUCUUCUUUUUUGUUCUUCUUUUUUUUUUUUUUUUACAUCCCAGGACAUGUGAUGUAGCUGGAACAGUAUUUGUGUGUUUUUUUAUUUUUUAUUGAAGUUGUAUAUAAGUUGACUCACUUUUGUGGCUUGGUGCUAGUGUGUAGCAAAACGUUUGAAUCUUUCACCCCAUUAGCAGCUUCCGGGCCCUAUUCAAUCAAAGCUGAUAAGCGGAUGUCAGGGUUGAGUCUGAAUCUGCAGUCCUUUAUAUACAGUGUGAAAGCUUUUGAAUUGACAUGCAGUUGAUGUUCUUGAUUUCAACUACAGGAAAUCAAAUAUGCAUUGACAGCUAGGCUUGAAUGAAUAGGGUCCUAGACUGUUGGGUCAUCAUGGCCAUUUAGACUUACUCACUAUGGUGAUUUCACCUGUGGUUCCUCAUCGGCCGUGUUCCAAUUCUCUCAAUGGCUUCCUUUUCUUGUCUCCUCUCCUUCCUGACCACUAGUAAAUGAAAGGAUUGGAUAGGUAUUCAUUAUAUACAGUACCAUACUUUCACCAUUCAAGUCAAGAGACUUAUGACAAGUUAAUGAACCCAUAUAAGACUGAGGGGACACAGCUUUUGUGUUGUGAAAUGCAUGUACUUUUAACACCAUGUGUACAGAAGUCACAUGGGUAAACAGAGUUUUUAUACUGUCCAUGUUUAUUCCAUUUAGAGGCAGAAAGUGUUUAUGCAUGUACAGUAUGUAGAGGUAAGUAUUGUGUUUCAGAUCAAUAUGUAUCUUUGGUAUCUGUCUUUGGUGUCAAUGGUCAGCUCUGUUCUGCAGUGCCCAUUGAAAAAGACAGUAUUUUAGAAUAAUUGCUGUGAGGCUGUAAUCACAACAUAACUCCAUCCCCAAAAGCAAUCCACACCAAUGAUGGCGAUAGUCCAAUAUGUUUGCCCCUUUAACCCGUUUCAUAAGACUGAAGAAUGUCCACACCAAGGGAUGAUAUGAAAAGACAUGGGAUAAGUGAUGACUGAUUGCUGGUAAAUGCAUCGAAACACAGUUUGAUCAGGGUUUUCAAUGUGUUUACCCACAAAAGUGCCAUUUUAAAAAUAUAUAUUUUUUUGAUUUCUCAAUUUUGCUGCGCUGAAAACUGCGUAACAGCGUUGAUGUCAAUGCCCAGGUACUAUUUUUUUGUGUGUUGAAUGUCGCUUUUGUGCGUCUCGUAGUAAGUUUACAGCUUCUGCGUAAAUUGUGCCUGUGCGAUGAACCUUCAGGCCAAAGUGGUGUCAUUAGGCCUAAACUCCACGUUGUGCCUCAUUCAAGUGCUUCUCGAACCUUGGUGGUAUUACCUGUGUGUCAAAAUGUUUAACAUGAUAUGUGGUCCACUCCUGCUGGUGCAGUGAUUUGAAUAUCUUAAUCUCUGCAUUUCUAGACCAUUUUGAGCUUAUGUGACUUAUGUUGUCAAUUCUGUAUUUUUAUUUUAUUUUCCUAAUAGAAGGUAUUUUGUUUUUUAAGUCUUUAACUGUAUAGUUUUAACUGUAAAUUGCACUAAAUGUAUUGUUUUACAGAUGCUUUUAGGUGAUAAGAUUGUUUACUGUUAUUUCAACAUUAUGUUCAAAAACUAAAAAUAUAUGAAAAGAUACUGUGUCCAUUUUUAAAAUAAAAUAAAUGGGACAUCUUAUGUAAUAUC
This is a messenger RNA of Salvelinus fontinalis (brook trout), 7241 nucleotides long. Its product is annotated as diacylglycerol kinase theta-like. Gene Ontology annotation, molecular function: ATP-dependent diacylglycerol kinase activity. Lineage: Eukaryota; Metazoa; Chordata; Actinopteri; Salmoniformes; Salmonidae. Bases 441 to 3227 code for a protein of 928 amino acids. Gene Ontology annotation, biological process: intracellular signal transduction; diacylglycerol metabolic process; lipid phosphorylation. The transcript is spliced from 24 exons. The record is from RefSeq and is a predicted model, not a curated record.